Mercenaria mercenaria is the source of this 2635-nucleotide messenger RNA. RefSeq lists its product as uncharacterized. The record is from RefSeq and is a predicted model, not a curated record. The transcript has 15 exons. NCBI's taxonomy places the organism in Eukaryota, Metazoa, Mollusca, Bivalvia, Venerida, Veneridae. The coding region runs from base 146 to 2548 and encodes 800 amino acids. Gene Ontology annotation, molecular function: protein binding.
UCUUCGGGUUAUCUCGCAGUCGUUAGACAAAAGUGGCAUCUUAAACUUGAUCGUCACAGAUACACGAGGAAAUAAAUAACACUUACAUAAACACCUUAAAACAAGAUAAGUGUUACUCGGAUUUAUACCAAUGUCCUAACACAUUAUGACCGACGCUACCAAGUAUAACCAUCUGUUACCAACGGGUGACAACAGCGAUGACGAUUGGAACGCGGACGACGAGGACACGACCAUGCAGCAGACGACCGUUUUGGGAACCAGAAUUAAUGCACCGGAUGUUGAGAUACGUGACACAGACACUCUGUUGAGUAAGAAAAGAAGUUUUCAUAAUGGAACUGCUUACGAAUUUUCUCGAUCAAGAAACAGACGUCGGGAGGUCGAUGGUCCGUUCUGUACACCAACACGUGCAGCCGUUAUAUUCGCUUCAGUGCUCGUGUUAUUUGGAGUAGGCUAUUUUGUUGGCUUUAUGACGCCUUUCGGCAAAGGUUCUGUUGUUACAGAGGUUGUUGAAAUAAACCCGGAGACAUCAUUCCGUAAAAGAUCUGAAAACUGGAGAACGAAAAUGGCGGAUUGGGGCACGGAGUCGUGCAUCCGUCUGGUAGACGUUGAUCAAGAUGGUGUUCUGGACAUUGUUGCGGGAAUUGCUCUCGGCAAGGAUGUUACUACAAUGAUUACAGAAUCUGAUAUGGAAGAAUUUUGCAGGAACAAUGGUAUGAAAAUGCCUUGUGCCGGUGCUGUAGUGGCGUUACGUGGCAGGGACGGCAAACUUCUAUGGAAAGCGCCGGCUUACGCCGAGGUGUUCGAACUUCUGUGUUACGGUAUCGAUGUGAACCAGGACGGCAAGGAUGACUGUAUAGUUACAGGAAGACUCGGAUCUAUACGGGCUAUUGACUCGCUCAACGGUAAAACACUAUGGGUUGGAGAUGACCGUUACUUGAAUCGUGGCUGGAAUAUUUACGCUCCUGCUGCUGUUCCAGACCUCGAUGAUGAUGGGGUUGCAGAUUUGAUUAUCGCACAUGGCGGCGAUCCCACAGUUGCUGCCGAAAUUACUACACGGAAAUCAAACCAUAUUAUCUUGGUGUCUGGAAGGACAGGGAAAGCUAUCGGCACGUACUUCAAGACGCCGGACGAGCGAGAAUCCUACAUGUCCCCAGUCAUACACUCACGUAGAGAUGGUUCACAGUACGUGCUGAUCGGCACUGGCGGAGAAACAGUUGAUGGUGUUCUUUUGGCGAUGUCACUUCCGGAUUUUUAUCGACAUGUUAGAGGUUUACCACGUGAUCACCCCGUUCCGAAUACCCGGGGCAAAUAUACACAGUGGGGAUUCAAGAAACCCAAGGCAGAUGGAUCCAUACUUAUAUUCAAGAGUGAGAGGAAGGGUGUCAUGGUACCACCAGUUUUAAUUGAUAUGAAUAAAGACGGGGUGAAGGACAUCUUGGUAAACUCCUUCAACGGCUACAUGAUUCUGUAUGACGGGGAAACACUGGCUCCUAUGUGGAAGAUACAGUUUCAGGAUAGGGAAUCCUACAGUACACCGGCGCCAGGUUAUUUUAACGACGACGACGUGAUGGAUUUUAUGGUGCACUGGAGCGUGGGGGCAUGGCCGUUCUAUAAUUCUACAGAUACAGUGAUUAUUGAUGGCCGUGAUGGUAGUAUUCUGUGGAAUUUGACAACAAACAAGUACGACGUCUCCUCCGACCUUGUAGCCAGAACAAACGCCUUGAACAGGGACGUGUUUAUUUUUAGGGCACAGGGAAGAGAGGGACACGAUCUAAGGAAUACCGGGGCCAUUCACGGGGCCACUGGUGUACAGAGAGUUAUAAAUAGAAGGUUGACGGCAGAUGGUGACUGGACCUUAGAAGACACCGAAAUUACGGCGGAGAAUGAAGAUCAGGAAGGAAUCCUACUGCAAGACAGUCAUUUCAGACAUAAACGAGCAGUCAUCGACAAGGAUUAUAUAGAAUGUGAGAGUGACCAGAGUGUGUUUCUCGCUGAAUUAUUUGCCCUUGAUAGAACUGUGAUGAAAAGGCCUGUCAAACUUUGGCAGCGAGGAUCUGAGAAGUAUUUCUACAAGUUAACUGAAAAAGAUAGAGUCGCGGUACAAGAAACAAUUAAGAAAUACGGCUCCAAUCAUACAAUGACAGAGAACGAAGUACCGUGGUCUCGUGGCAAACGUGAAAAAGAGACCGGAAACAGGAAAGAUUCAUUUUGUAUUCUUACACAACCAGACGAGCGCACAACAGGUGCUAUUGGUGACGUCGACGGGGACGGGAAGUUGGACGUCAUUGUGAAUCUUGUAUCCGUUGGUGUUCUACGUGACGAAUAUGCCAGAUACGUGAAGAUGAAGUUUACCGUCGACAUUUUCAAACUCAGUUUAGAGGACGCGAUUAAGAAAGAGCUAUAUAUCCCUGUCAAUGUGACUUUGCACGAGAAAAUGGCAUGGGUUGACAACGAGAACAAAAUGACUACCCUGAAGUUCCUGCCAAUGGAAAAACAGCCAUGGGGCGGCUAUAUGGGGACACGUGGCGACAGUACUUACCACGUCUAGCAUUGCUGCGCUUAAAAAUCUGAUAUAGAAUUGUUUUAAAUUUUCACAGACCUUUAACUUUGGUUUGAAAUAAAAUCGUAACAUGUA